AUCCCCAAUCAAUUCCACAUGGCGGCAUCCUCCUCCCUCUCGGACUCUUCUUCGUCUUUAACCGAACGCGAUAAUCGGCGUCGCCGCCGUCACAGGGAUCGGUCCGUGCUAAGUGUCCGGAAUGAAAAAAAAUCCCACACCAAAAGGCGCCACAAACGCCGCCGCUCGUCCUCGGAAAGCUGCAGCCAUUCGUCUUACUCAUCGUCUGUAGGCAGCUCUUCAGAUAGUGAUCACGAAUCAUCGAAACGUCAUACAAAACACAAACACAGAGAUAGAUAUAGCAAGAGUGCCACAUAUGUUGUUGUUUUAUGUUAUUAAUAUUUUUAUCGGGCCAAAUGUUUUAUUUUAAAUAUGUUAGUUACUAAGUAGUAUAUAAUGUGUAAUUGGGCCUAAAUUCUAGGAGUAGUUGCUAAGUAUUGUGGUAGUGAGCCUAAAAUCUAGGAAUAGUUACCAGGUAAUGUGGUAUUGGACCUAAAUUCUAGGGAUUGGUAGUUAUUUGGCUUCUAUAAAUGUUGUGGCUCAUUAUUUGUAAAAGUUAUCCAGAAAGUAAUUCCAUAUUUAUUAUUAGAUAUUCUCCUUGGCUUUAUUACUUAUAUGAGUUUAAGAUUCUUACUCAUAUUUUGAUAAAGAUUUUUCUUUUAUUAUUUUAUGAAGUUAGAUGCUGCUUUCAUAAGUUAAUAAAAACUUCCCUUCAUUUAUACUCCCUGCCACUCUUGAGUUCUAUCAUUUGGUAUUAUUAGAUCCAUAAGAUCUUUAUGAGUUCCUUGUGCAAAAAUUCAAUUUCUCCAUUUUCUCUAUACAAUUUCUUAUCUAGAAGUUAUUCUCCUCAUGAAGUACACAAGUUACUUAGCAUUAUAGCUCGCCUUGAUGUCAUUAGUUCAAAAGCUACAACAUGUGAAGUACGAGGCAAGGGUUUUCAACAUGUGCUAACUAGUAGUGGAGUCAAACCUCAUCGAUUUCAUCUAGAGGUGAAAGGAAAUAAAAUUCAAAACAGAAGGGUAAGGUUACAUUCGUUCGUAAGUCCAAACACCCUACCGUUGCAACCAACAACUUCAAUUCCUCCCAUCCAACAAGUAAUUUCCUUUGUGGUGACAAGGAAUUUCCAUUGCAACUCUAAGUUAGAGCUUGACAGUUAAUGUACACGUGUUUUCGUCAUAGUUCUCAAGGCGCCAAGGCGAGGGACGGCGCCAGCAAACCACCAGGACACCUAGUUGACUAGGCAACCAGCCGACCACGUAAGCGACUAGUCAUAUAUGAUAAAUAUAAUACCAUUUACAAAUAUUACAUAAUUCAUACUCCCUCCGUCCAUAAAAAAGCUUCCCACUUUCUUUCUUGGGAUGUCCAUAAAUUAUCUUUCCAUUUCUAUUUUUGGAAAAAAAAGAGCAAAAUGUCUCUUUUACCCUUGCUAAGCCAUAUUUCUCCUUCCUAUCAUUUUCUUUUUCGUCCCCUUCCGCCAGUAUCCUCAUCCCAAACAUUUUCUUUUUCUUCUGCUUCCUCCAUCUUUUUCCAUCGCCUUUAUCUUCCUCUUCCUCCAUCUUUUUCCAUCGCCUUUAUCUUCCUCUAUCGUUUUUCCAUUGCAUUCUUCCUCCUCUUUUGCCUUUAUCUCUCACCUCUGCUAUCUUUAAACCUUCUUUCAUGUCCCCACUGCACCACCUUGUAUUACACCAGAGUAGGAGUGCCGGAUCUCGCUGGAUCUUGCCGGAGCUGCACCACCUCUGUCGAAUCGGGACAAAGCCGUCUUAUCUCUGUUGGGAUUUGAUUGAUUGCGCCUCAUCCAUGUUAGAUCUGAACAACCCCAAAUUCAUCUCUACUAGAUCUCCAUUGAAUCUAAACAACAUUGGCUUUACCUCCUUCAGAUUUACAACAAUGACUCAGUGAGAAUCAUCACCAAUGGACUGAAAUUGGGAACUGGAGAUAAACAAAUAAUGUAAAAGGACUGUCAUGGUUGCUUUGUUAUUUACGGAGGAACAAAAUAUGUAAAAUUACUGUCAUGGUUGUUUAGUCAUUUGCGAAGGAGUAUGUAUAUGAGUGAGGCGACUCAUUUGUUGUUGAGGAUGAUCGAUAAAUUCGCACCUUUGUUCUGUAUUUUUGAUGGAGGGCGAAAAGAAUUGCCAUUGUUGUGUGGUUGAUUGAGGGAUGGGGGAAGGGUAUUUUGGGGAAGUCAAUGUCAUUUUUAACUUGCAUAAAUUUGCGUAGCUGGUCAAACCGGGAAGUUAUUUUAUGGACGGAGGGGGUAAAAUAUUGUUAUCCUAGAGUACAAACUUCAUACUCAAGAUACCUAAUGUUUCUUUUAAACAAAAUAAUGUACACACAUUUAUUAAUUCUACUUCUAGAUCCAUACCCUUUUUAACAAAACCGAUUGUAAUAGAAUUGAACAAUAUUU
Molecule: messenger RNA, 2383 nt
Organism: Cuscuta campestris
Lineage: Eukaryota; Viridiplantae; Streptophyta; Magnoliopsida; Solanales; Convolvulaceae
Source: the annotation of a GenBank genome assembly